This is a messenger RNA of Clonostachys solani, 888 nucleotides long. Lineage: Eukaryota; Fungi; Ascomycota; Sordariomycetes; Hypocreales; Bionectriaceae. The record is from the annotation of a GenBank genome assembly.
AUGAUAUCAGCCCAGGACUGGGUAGCAGAGUGCGAGACCCUCGUGAGCCGACAUAAUCACCGCCUAGCAUACCGCCGACGGGGAAACGGGCCAACCGUCCUUCUGCUUCAUGGCUUCCCGACCUGGUCAUACGACUACGCCUCCGUCGCGACAGACCUGGUCCGUGACCACGAAGUGAUAACGCUAGAUUUCCUCGGCUACGGUGCUUCCGACAAGCCCAACCCUUACCAAUACUCCGUCGAUGAGUCUGCCGACAGCGUUGAGGACCUUCUUGACCACCUAUCCCGACCAUCGGUGUACCUCGUGAUGCACGAUUACGGCUGUAUUGUUGGCCAGGAGCUCAUCGACCGCCAUCUCAACGGCAAGCUGCGCUUCGAGAUCUCAGGUAUAACGGUAUUGAACUGCGGGAUAGUCUACAGUGCUUAUCGGCCGACGCUACUACAGAGGGUGCUCAACAUGCCUGUGGUGGGUAAGUUUGUGUCAGGGCGCAUCACUGCGGCGCAAGCGCGCGCUGGUCUCAACGGGGUGAUGGGGAGGGGAAAGCUUAACGACGAAGAGUUUGCCAAUCUAUGGCAUGGGAUGUCUUUAAGAGAUGGGCACAAGUUGGCGCACUUGCUCAUUGGGUAUAACAACGAGAGAGGGGUGCACCACAAGCGGUGGGAGGCUGCCCUCUCCGGAUGGAAGGGCCCGUUACAGCUAGUUUGGGGUCUCGAUGAUCCUGUCUCGGGAAGACACGUUCUUGAGCAGGCCAAGAAGGUUCUUCCUGAUGCUUCUGUCGUAGAGCUGGAGGGCGUCGGUCAUUUCCCGCAGGUGGAGGCGCCCAAGGCGGUUGCAGGGGCGAUUCGAGAAGUAGUUGGACGACAGAUUUAUGACAGCACGCACACUUGA